AUGGUUCUACAGGUCGUCUAUACCGCCGCGACCUCUCUUUUCCCAUCAAAAUACUACCUUCACAUUGCUGUAUCUGCGGGAGUCCUGCUGGUGACUUAUGCAUUCGCCCAAGGCCGCACCACCAACCGGGAGCGAGAUCUCCACGCCCGAGUCAUCAUGAUCACAGGCGCAUUCACACCGCUCGGGCUGACGCUCCUGACCGCCCUCGCUGCGCGCGGAGCACACAUCAUCGCCGUCUCGCCUUACCCGCUCGACCACCCGUACCCGUCGUUGCUCAUCCCGCUCUUGCGGAGCACCACGGGCAACGAGAACAUCUUUGCCGAGUGCGCGGACCUCGCCAGGACGGCGUCCAUACGGGAGUUCUGUACGCGCUUUCUCACAGGGGGCGACCAGCGCCUCGAUGCACUCGUCUUCGCACACGAGUACCAGCCCGUAGGCACGCUGUUUGGCGGGCGGCAAGGUGCGAAAGAGCGAGCAGAGCGGCGGGAGAGGGCGUCGCUCGCGACUUUUCUGAUGGCCACGCUGCUCCUGCCUGCGCUGCUAGUCGAGCCUGUCGAGCGCGACAUCCGCAUCGUCACGCUCGUGAACCCGUUCUACGCGGCGUCUGCACCUAAGUUCUCGAAGAACUUGUCUGAGGCCGGUUCGGACACGACAGCAUCGACUCCGCUUUUCCUCGCGGAGGGAUUCCGCGCGCUACGCACAGCGGUGCUCAUGCGCCAUCUACAACGGAUUCUCGACUCGCUGCCGAACCGCGCGUCUGCACCUGCACCGAGCGAGCAGGAGGCGGGACAGGCGGAGGUGGGGCAUCCCUCGAAUAUCAUUGCUGUAUCCGCGUGCCCUGGCAUCAGCCGUAAGGAUAUCAUUGCGCCGCUGCUUUGUGCAGAGCGAGACUCGGACGAUGGGUGCUACGCCCUCCUCUUUCCCUUCUCCGCCCUCUUCAUGAAGUCGCCGACUGCCGCAGCGCAGACGGUCCUGCAUGCUCUGUUCCUCCCCACGCCGAUUAAGCGUGCCCUCGCACAUGUCGAUGCGACGAUCAACCCGUCGCCUGCUGCGCCCCCUGCACACUCCGUGACGGGGGACAAGACGGUCGAGCCGACGAUCGUGCUCGAGGAGGUGCUUAAGCCCGGCGCGCUCUAUCGCGAGUGUGCUGUGGUGCAGGUCGCUGUGCCGCCGCUUCUCAUGUCUGAUGCGCGUUCUGAGCCAGAGAAAGGGCGGACAGGGCGCAAGACUAAUGCAGAGGAGUCUGCGGCGCCCGGGUUCCCGGACGAUGGUGAGUUUGGGGGGGAGGCGGUUGGCAGGGCGGUAUGGGAGUGGUAUGAAGAAAGACUCAAAAGGUGGGAGGCAUUAGAGAAGGCAGAGGGAGAGGUGGCGGGGAAGGCUUGA
This is a messenger RNA of Fibroporia radiculosa, 1383 nucleotides long. RefSeq lists its product as uncharacterized. The record is from RefSeq and is a predicted model, not a curated record. Bases 1 to 1383 code for a protein of 460 amino acids. NCBI's taxonomy places the organism in Eukaryota, Fungi, Basidiomycota, Agaricomycetes, Polyporales, Fibroporiaceae. The transcript has 3 exons.